GUUAAAGUGCUCAUUGAACGCAGCAGCGCUCUGUUUGGGGCUAUCAAUUGUGGUUGGGACGUAAAUGUUUGAUUGUUACUUCCGCCGACUAAACGAUGAUAGAUCCUAAUGAACACCGUGUAACAGUAUGAAGUGUUUCUUCUGCAAUGUCAAGUGACUUCAGAAGUGCGAUGAUUCAAGUAAUUGCUCAAUUAUGUGGUCAAGUUGGCUUCGAACAAAUCACAGAAGCUUCACUUGAAUUAUUGAUUAACGUUGUGGAAGCAUACUUUUUUGCUUUGGUUAAAAAUGUACAUAUACUGACUACCUCAGAUGGUUGUGCACAGGUAGCAGAUGGAUUGCUGGCCUUGCGUUUAAUGGGCCAAACACCUCAAGGUCUCGCCAAGUUUGUGGUAGAAAACAGUCAGUUUUUCACACCAGCACCUUCUAUGACCUGUGGACCUGUCUAUGGAAAGCUGUGUUUAGAUAUUCCACCUGAAAAUCACCCAGAACUGGAAGAGCGACCUCUUUUCAUUCCCCGGCAUUUGCCGCUUAACUAUCGUGAGGAUUUCGAGAGUCAAAAUUUUUCACAGGCAGAGCAAAACGCUAUAGAAUCAAGAUCCAAUGGUUUUUCUACACUUUCAUUUCCUUGUACAGUUUUCACUAAUACCCAUUGUCUUUCUGGUUCAACUACUUCUGCCAUUACAAGCAUUGCUCGUACACUUCCUGAGUGGGCCAGUAGAUCAACUUAUCGCAUGACAUGUAUAUCAGUUGAUCCUGUAACCAAGUCUUUAGUGGAGCAUUGCCCUCCAUGGAAAGCGUCUGAUAUGCUAUCUGAGUCACCAGUACCAGAUAACUAUGCGAGCUGUUCUUCAAAUAACUUUUUUUCAUCUAUUUCAAGAAGAGAACUUGGAUACGAUUCAACACCAGACGAUGUUAAAAACAUAGAUGAAUUGGCACCGAAACAGAGUGGUGCCAGCGAUGAGCAAUGGGCAGCAGCCUUGCAGGCUACCCCGUCAUCGCAACAGUCCAAACGGAUUGUCUAUACUCCAAGUCGAUUUGAUCCUAGUUCCAUUCCACCCUCAUCAAAUAUCAAACGGAUAUAUAGUUCAUCACGUGCAUCUUUGUUAUCUAAACAUAAUACAGGAGAAAAUUCACGGAAUAAACGGCAAGCCUCGUCACUUCCUUAUUCUACAGCAUCAAAAGUUUCAAGACUUUCUUCUGGUUGUCGAGUGCACAGGCGAUCUAAGGUUGGUCGGGGUCAAUCGGGUAGAUUAUCAAAGCACCGUGUUUCAAAACCUAGUACAUCCAAUUCUCCUGUUACUGAAGGACCUUGUGAGGACAAAAGUAUGACGCGCAAAUCACCAACUCCAGUUAGUGAAUUCAACGUUGAUAUAAUCAACACGGAACUUUCUCCUUUGGACUCCGAUACAUCCACUUUAUCGAAUGGAAUCGGUUCACCUAAAUCUGGGUGCGAAAAAUCGUUCGAUUUUCCAGCGAAACUCAUCAAUGAUCAGCCUACACCACCCAGAAUUGAGUCAGGAGAUGAAAAACAAACUAUCUGGAAUGGCAAAGAUUAUCCUGAACACGAAUCGCCAUGUACUCCUCCAUUACGAAACCCUGUAAAUAACAACUCUUUGAUGACAUCGCCUGUUACAGACGCACCAAUUGACGUCAUUAUUUCACCAAAGCAACUCGAUGAUUUCAAAGCACCAAUUGAGAGUGAAUUGUUUGACUUGAAAACCACAACUAUUCCUGACAUAAAAAUUUCACCAGAAAUCUUGAGCAGUAUUAAACCCAAACCACCUCAUCACUUUCGAAGAAAAGCUCGAGGUCGAAGGAGGGAUAAGUGUAGAGUAUCUGCAUUCAAUACUCUGUUCCAGAAUCCACUUCGACAAAAAUCUUCGAAACCACUUCCUAUCAAGGCAGAUGAUCGUUCACAAGAUGUACUCCAUACACUUUUAACUAAGUCUGAAAACAAUUUUGAUGAUCAGCAGCCUGUUGCAUCUACUCCAGUGAGUCGUCCAGAUAAUUCUCGACAAACAAGAUCACUUCACAAAAGUGUAAAAAAAUGCUUAGAGCUUAAGGCUGAUGAAUCUUACGACAUCAUCAAAAGUGAACCUGUUACCAUAUCGCUUCCCUUUGAUAACAAGAGUGAGAUUGUGGACUCUCCAGCAUCUGAUGCAACUGAACCCAUGGUUUAUGGUGACAAGGCGGAACUUCUUAGGAUCCAGUGUACAGAUACUAGUUCUGCAAAGUGCAUUUCAUCAUCUAGUAACCUAACUAUGGUUUCUGGUAGUCACUUUUUGAAGUCGGAUAUUUCAGUUUUUAACAAAGAAAGCUUUGGGAAAUUACAACAACAUGCAUCAGUUGCUUUACGAUCGUUGCCUUCUUCUCCGUCGUCCCUUGAUUCUUCUCUCUGCUCAUCCUCAUCUUCUACUCCAAAAUCUUCACUGGAACAGCCAUUGCCUAUGAGAUUGGAAGUAAAUGACACGAAACAUCCUGAUCAUUUAAGGGGUGAUGUGUCUCAUUGUAGUCAAGAUUUUAAUAAAUCUCUACUCCCUAAUUCAUGCGUUCAAACCACCGUUGAAACAAACCUAUCUCCAGCGAUUUCUCCAAAUCCUAUACAACCCUCUCCUGUAGUUUCCUGCGUUAACAAAAUUUAUCCUGUGCUUUGUUCACCAGUUUACCCAGUGGGUGUUGGUCCACCUCCUCUUCUUCGCUUAUCUAACAAGUUAACGGAACAAAAACGCUCCUCUUCUUACCAUGCAACACCCGCUGAGAGUGAACGUAUCUCUGUUCUUCCACCUACGUUGGUGCCUUCUUGUACUGUCGAUCCGGAUCAGCCGAAAUCACAACAAUCAGAUUCGAUGACAGCUUCAAGCAGUUGCUUCUUCACAAAUUCACAACCAUUAACAUCCAAACCAACAGGUGAUAAGAAUGGAGGUUUGCGCAUAACCAUCAAAUUAGGUGGUGAUGUAUUAACUGAAGAACAUCUUGCUUCUUCUCUUUCUCCCACAUCUUCAUCAUCUUCAUUAUCAUCGUCGUCAGGAUCUACUUCAGGCGAUGAUGACAACACACCUCAUUAUACGCAACCAUUAAAUCCAACUCACACUUUCAAAAAAGAAACUGAGAGUAAUACUAAAGGUGUCGUGGGAAAAGACAGGUCAGAUUUAUAUUCCGGCGGAUUGUCUCAGUCAAUGACAUCCUGUGAGAAAACACCGAAACUUGUUAUUCGCCUGGGCAACGGUCCUAUCUCAUCAGGUCAACCUCAAACAGUAACAUCGUCACAUGUACAGUCGAUUAGUCAAAAUUUGGCAACACAUUCAGAAAAUUCUGCUUCACUUGUCGAUAAAAAAUAUGCAACAUCUGUAACUGCUGCACCUCCACCACUACAACUGACUAUUUCUCGUGAUAGACUAAAGUACAGGGGUCGAACUCUAUCACAAGGUAGUGAUUCAAACGCGUCAAACACCAGUUCUACAAUUACGAGAAGUCUUUCAAGUAGUGAAGAAGAAGAAGACCUUACUAUUCAAUCUCAUAUUAGUCCUACAGCGACUGCUACCUUGCCGCCACCACCCUCUUUGGAACGUCUGCCUCCUCGACCGGGUCGCAGUGGUCUUUCACCAAGCAAACUCGUGGGACAUGGACGUUCUCUUCACCACUCACAACUACCCCCACCUCUAACCCCCAGUACUACCGUGUCAGACAGUUUACCACCAAUAAAAUCGAAAGUUUCAUUGACCUCAACUGCUACAAAUGGUCCUAAUUCUACCACCACUCACUGUCAUCUUCCACCUCUUCUUCCUCUCUUCUCUUCUGUCCCAGAACGAGACGAAUCUGUUUCAUCUUUAUCGAAUUCGAGUGUAGUUAUAAUAGAUCAGCCUGUACAGAACAAAAAUUCAAAAUCAAAUUCACGUUUUGAUCGUAGUAAGAAACGGAGUCGUUCGAAUCAAGAUUCACACUUCCCUUUGGCUAAACGCAGAGCAAUGAACCAACCAUCUGUAACUCAUACGUUGGAUCGAAUUAAAACUACACCUAUCGUUCAGCGACCCCGUGCUACAGUGGACUCUGUUUUCACAGAUGAUGAAAGUGAUAAUAAAGAUGAUCAGUCUCCUCUGAUGUCUCCUCCUGUUUCUUGUUCGAUUGACACAACUGGUAGUCAAGGUGCUAUCCGUACUUCGACCAAUCGAACUAUGUACAUAGCUAACUCUGCCACAAAUUCUUUAGCCCACCUUUCUAACUCUAUUCCUCCCCCGCCAAAAUCUCAACCAAGAACUAAACAUACUAGUUUGUACAACAACAAAUCUUUAUAUCGACCUGUUACCAAAUCAUGUCGUACCUCUGUUAUGAAGAGUUCUACAUCACUGAAGAGUGGAAAAGGCCGUGGUCGUUCCAAACCGAUACCCACCUCCACAAUGGAAACAUUACCUGCCAUUGCUUCGAAAAUUGUGCAACGCGAAACUGCUUCCCAAAUUGUCGUUGAAUCUGCUGGCAGUUCAUAUUAUUUCAAUAAUGAUGGUGAACAAAUAUGGUUGUGCCCUAUCUGUCUACUGGAAGAUGAUGGAAAUUUGAUGAUUGGAUGUGAUAAUUGUGAAGAUUGGUAUCAUAGGUAACAGUUGACAGUAAUUGAAACUGAUGAAAAAGGAGUCUCUGGCAAAGCGGUUAAUCAUCAGUGGAACUGUAACUUCGCACGGUGGGUGUAUGGAUUGACUGGUAUAGGAGAGAAACUCAAACAGAGAGUGGGACAUUUCAGUGUAUAAUUGAACUUGACCUAAGUUACUAUUUCGUUUUCCGCUAUCUCGUUAGUUCCCUUAUGAAACAUCAAGGUGGACAAUGAGUGAUCAGCUCGCAACAUUUCAUUUUCGGUCUCAAGUUUGUAGUACCUAUUAAAAUUUAGCAGUUAGUUCCAAAGUUCCUCCAAAAACUUGCGCUGCAAUAACUCACUGAACUUGUUUCUGUCCUGAUAUAUUAGGAAUUCACGCAUUUGUCGUCCGCAUAAGCGCUUUAUAAAUUUACAUGACACAUGUGAACUCAUAGUUUUAUUUACUUUCUAGUGUUAUUUCAAGGUUAUGGUAUCAUUCUUUAAUGACUGUGUGUACUCAUCUCUUAGUGGAGAGUGGCUUUUAUAUGUACGCACGACAUUUGCUGUACUUCGUGAAUGAAAACAAAGUUUGAGGAAAAUUUCUUUAUAACCACCACUCUACUGACAAUUUUAUUAAGUAGCCUAAAACUUCGGAUGAAAUAUAAUCUGUUUGUGGUUUGUAAAUCUGUAUGAAUCCUGUUUACAUUUAGGUGACCCUAAAAACAAUUACCGUUAUUGUAGGAAGCAAUAACAACAAGACUAUCCAAUCAUCACAAUAUAGUUCGGUGUAGGUUCGUUGCCUGUAAGUGAAGGUUUGUAUCUUCAUUUCGAAAAUUAAAAAUAGUUGAAGUAUAUUACGUUUCAGAACUCUUUACUUGAAUUUCCUCAGCUUAUUAGUGUAGUCAGUAAAAUUUAGCAGACACUACUUUCCAAUCGUAUGUGAAAGAACGACGUUAAGACAUUAUCUGAUUAAUCCUGUCGUAAAACUAACAUUUUCUGUUAACUAGUCUGUUCUGUCUUUCUAUCUAUGAGUAGGUACUUUUUUCGUCGUAAAGAAUUUAUAGUAACCUUUAGCGUUAAUUUCAUACAGCUAGUACAAGCACUAUUAUUGAAACUACACUUAAUGAGCUGCAACCUUGUUACUAAGUUUGAACAUGUUUCGCUUAGCGACUACGUACAUAUGUGUAUGUAUUAUUGAGUGUUACGUUUCGUGUAUCAAGUUUCGAUUUUUAAGUAAAUAAUAAGUUCGUCCUCUUUAAUAACAGAAUUGCAGAAUAACACAUUCACCGUUAAAUUUACUGUAAUAUGUAGACUACAUAACUUUCAGCAUGUUUUGAAAUACGUUUUAUAUGUAUUGAGCAUAUAUUAUUCUUUGGUAUGCUUUAGUACUGGGUGUCAUUGGUACGCAUCAUGUGUAAAGCCUUAUAGAAACUAUCCAACAACACCCAUUUUGGUGAAAGAAGUAGGUCCCAGAAUUGUGUAAAUUAAAGUGUAGUGUAUAAAUCAGUAUCACAAAGUUGUUACAUGCUAAUCUAUAUAGUCUCUGGUUCAGUAUGAUCAACACUUACAAUGGAUUAUCAUAGAAGUUUAUUUAAGCCGGAAGUUCUUCUAUUUUUAACUGAUCUUAACGAAUAUCAAUCACAUUUGCUUUCAAAUAUUCAAUGUCUUAAAAUUCCUGUUUAACAUAUACCAACUGAGAAAUGAUUGUUAGUACUGUAUACAACUUAUAUCACUUAUUGUAUUCAACUAUUUCGAACCGUGUUACUUUUUAUCUUAUGAAUCAAGAAAACACUGUUUGUUUUUUCUCUUUUUAUCAAAGUACCUGUUUGGGACUUACAAAAGCACCUGAUGUUCCUCAAUGGUUUUGUCCAAAAUGCUCACAAAAACCGUUACCUUCAAAUACGCACAAUAGUGUGAAAAGUAAUAAAACUUCUGUUCCCCUUCCUAAUAAAGGCAGCUCUCAUGGUGCACUGAAUUCAAGCCUUACCGCUAAUAAUUCAGAACGUGAACUUGGGUCCAGAAAUCCUACGAAAUAUAAACCUAAAGGAUGAUACACAAUAGAAGUGAAUUAUUAAAGCCGUAUUACUGCCUUCUAUCUGUUUAUUAUGAUAUUUUUGCUCCCUGUACAUAUUUGUAUAUUACUUUCAGAUAAAAUAAUUUUUUUUUUGAUUUAUGCUCUUGCAGACUUGUAAUUAAAGUUUCAAUUG
Messenger RNA from Heterobilharzia americana, 6768 nucleotides. The record is from the annotation of a GenBank genome assembly. Lineage: Eukaryota; Metazoa; Platyhelminthes; Trematoda; Strigeidida; Schistosomatidae.